Messenger RNA from Aspergillus ruber CBS 135680, 1836 nucleotides. RefSeq lists its product as uncharacterized. Gene Ontology annotation, biological process: regulation of transcription by RNA polymerase II; DNA-templated transcription. The record is from RefSeq and is a predicted model, not a curated record. The transcript is spliced from 6 exons. Gene Ontology annotation, molecular function: zinc ion binding; RNA polymerase II cis-regulatory region sequence-specific DNA binding; DNA-binding transcription factor activity, RNA polymerase II-specific. Gene Ontology annotation, cellular component: chromatin. NCBI's taxonomy places the organism in Eukaryota, Fungi, Ascomycota, Eurotiomycetes, Eurotiales, Aspergillaceae. Bases 1 to 1836 code for a protein of 611 amino acids.
AUGAGCACUGACACAACAUUGUCACUCCGGUGCCCGGUCUGCUCUCGAGCGUUCGGUAGGCAAGCGCACUUGGAGAGGCAUGCGUUGACUCAUAGUACCGAUUAUCCUUUUUCAUGUUCCUUUUGCGACUCCAAGUACAAACGCAGUGAUGCCUUACGUCGCCAUUGGAAGACAUGUAAUGCUCGCUUAGCAUUGGGCUCGCAAAUCCCAGAGCGGACCCUGUCAGGCAAACGCAAGCAAGCGUGCGAUCGAUGUGCAGAUCGGAAACGUGCCUGUAGCCAAGGUCAGCCCUGUACAGGAUGCCUUCAAUACGAGACCCAGUGUACAUAUCAACGGGUGAAAGAACCAAGGAUAACACGAGACUCUAAUAGCGGCACUGGGCCUAUCAAACAGGACAGAUUCGAUGCCAGCAAAGAAACGUCCGAGGCCGUUCAUCGGUUUGAUUUCCUCCGGAACUUCACGCAUGCGAGUGGAAUCGACCAGGCAUAUAAUUAUAAACGAUACUUGCUGAGCGAACCAGAGCUCCCCCUAGAACGAACAUGUGCUUCCAAUCCAUGGGAGUUUUUCUUCGACGACAUCGAGGCAGUAUUGGUCGAUGAUCAGCUGGAUACUGAUCUGGCUUUCCCCGACGGUCUCUUUGCGGAAGAUCCCGUUCAUCUCAAGGCCAGGGAGAUUUGGGAUACUUUUCACCCCUUUAUCGAAAGGAAUCCUACACCUGCUGUGUUGAUAACUGACAUCGUUGAGUUCUUCUCUCCAGAACACCUGGUCAGCUCCCUCGACCUCUUCUGGGACCGUUGGUAUCCACAUUGCCCAAUAAUUCAUCGGCCGACAUUUGAGAUCAGCCGUUGUCCCGCCCUUCUCUUGUCUACCAUGGUGCUGAUUGGUGCAUGUACCUCACCGAGUUCAUCCUAUCGUAGCGAGGCAAAGGAUCUCCUGGACAUGAUGGAAGAAAUCGUCUUUUCUAAUCCCAUAUUUUCGGGACAGACCACCGGCUUGAGUAUCGACAAACAAUCAGAUAGCCAGAAGAUCAGCGCGCUACAAGCAACCUAUUUCAUGUGUAUCAUGCAGAAAUGGGAUGGAAAUGAUGCAGCCAAAUUGCGCAUCCAGCGAAAUCGUUUCACGAUCUUUGUCGCAGCGACAAGAGCAAUGGGCCUCGCAAGAGCCACGCAUGGGAAUUUCUCCAUCACUUCCGACUUUGGGACUGAUCAAUGGCAUAAAUACAUUGAGAAUGAGGAGCUGAUCAGGUAUGAACUACCCCGAAUGGUCCUGGCAGAGAUGAAUAUCGAUCUUACUUGCCCGGAAGAUUGGUUUCAAGCCUCUUCACCGUCAGAAUUCCUUGCUGCUGUCCAGUCCAACAGGUGGAGAAAGGGCCGGACCCCAUUGCUUACGGAGGUGGUGCGUGAUCUAUUCACCAAUCACUCCCAGCCAGAGGAAUGCAAUCUGCUCUGGGGCGCCAGCAAGCUGAAUCUGUUUACCAUUGCUUCUGCAAUUCAUGGCCUGAUAUUUCACGAGAAAAUGUCUUUUACCCAGGUUUCUUCAUCCACGGGUCCCAUUGGAACCGCGCUAGAACGCUGGGGACAGGCCUGGGAAAAGGUUAUAGCGACUUUACCGUCAUCUGUGGUUGUAAAUGAGGCCUGGAAAGAAGAUGGCUUUAUGCAACAUGCGGGAGAGUUUGCUGCUCUCGCUCGGGUCCAUUUGCAACAGAAUGACCCAAUCACAUCGUUUACCCAAGACUCAAUGGGCUCGAGUGAUGGCAGCAUGGCUACUUUCGAUCAGACGACCAUGAAAACAGUUUCAGAUCUCAUCCAGGCGGUUGAAAGUCUGAGUUUGCAUUGA